AUGCCCAUCAUUCCAGGUAGGCGAAAGGUCGACAUAAAUCACGCUUUUAUUGUAGUAAUUGUUCUGGUGUUAUUGUUCUCAUGCUGUCAAGGUCGUUGUCCCGACCAUGCCAACGACAAGAUCCAAUUCUGUGUGCAGCCGGUUGCCGAGUACUCAAAAGUAUUGAACAAACAUGUAAGUACUUUAAUAUACGACUUGAUAGAUGCACUUCUUAAGCAAACAAGUUUUGUGAACGUUGGAUAUGAUAUUUUGAACUUUUUAAAAUUUUUUACUUAAAAUGGCAAUUUUAAGUAUGAAUUUACAUUUUUAUGACAUUUGAAAUAUAUUUUAGGACAACUCGACAUCAGAACCUCAGUUUAACGCUCUCCAGCUGCCAAAGUUGGGAGGUCAAGUAUUCAGGGAACUAUGUAGAUUAAUCAGAGACUUCGAGGUGUGUGUAGCCGACUACAGAGAGCCAUGCCCGAAACAUAUUACUAUCAACCUAAUAGAAGCAUCCUAUGGAUUUCUAUGCAAUGAAGGAUACGAAAGUAAGUUGUAAUAUUUUUGGUUAUAUCAGUGUAAAAGAUGGUUUCACUUACAAGUAAUUAUCUUGAUGAUGUAUUGCAAUUAUUUUUGAUUAAUAUUUAUAUUUUUGAAAUUUGUAAAAUGUUAGAGAUGUUAUUACAGAUCUUAUUUUAUGUGUUAUGACAACUUUUUAUAGCUUUUAUGAGUAGCGCGGAAUGUUUAAUGGCUUUGGAUCAGCAAGCCCCGGUUAAGCGAUGUCACGAUGAAACGUUGAAGGAAAUUGAAAAUGCCAAUUCAAAGUCAAACAUCCGGAUGGACGUUAAGUUGGAAUACAUGUGCGGGUGAGUGAUUUGUCUGCUACAUAUUAAUAUAUUAACUUGGCUUUAAAAAGGUUUAAAACUUUCAUCAAAUCGUUUGAUCUUGCACGGUACAUUAAUAUGUCUUUAUACUUUAUAUAGUAGGCCAAAUUGGUACAGUAUGAGUACAAAAUAUACCGUAUUUAAGCUUUACUAAAGCACGUUUUCAAACAAAAUACAUCAGUGUUUUUUUCUGCUAUAGAAUGUGACAGUAAUUAUUUGUUUCAGUGCCUUGAACUACUUCUCAGCGUGUGUCCGCCAACAUAUUUGGCUGAAUUGCGGCGUCGAAGCGUGGCAUGUUAUCUUCCGAGUGUUGAAAGAUACGACGAGGACAUUGAUGCCAGCGUGCGUGUUUAACGGCGAAUCCAAGAAACUGGAAGCCGAGAAGGAGUUGGAACUUGAACAGCUUCAGCAUCUGAAGCCGACUACGAUACCUCCCGUAGUGGUACCUCAAUUCGAAGGCGGCAAUACUGUGCUACAAGAACAUGCGCUUGAAGGCGCGGAUUCGAAUCCUGCGAUCUCAUUCGAAAUCAAUGAGGAUUCGGAAUUUAGCCCUCCGGACAGAAACUACGCUCAUUUGGAUAGCGGGUCAUACUCUUACUCUCGAUCUCAAUCUCUCCUCCUUUCAGUCGCUAUAAUACUGGCAAUAAUUGUGUAA
Molecule: messenger RNA, 1518 nt
Organism: Bursaphelenchus okinawaensis
Lineage: Eukaryota; Metazoa; Nematoda; Chromadorea; Rhabditida; Aphelenchoididae
Source: the annotation of a GenBank genome assembly